Molecule: messenger RNA, 1072 nt
Organism: Dendrobium catenatum
Lineage: Eukaryota; Viridiplantae; Streptophyta; Magnoliopsida; Asparagales; Orchidaceae
Product: oil body-associated protein 1A
Exons: 2
Coding region: 157-843 (228 amino acids)
Source: RefSeq, a predicted model, not a curated record
CGCCAUCCACGUACUCCGAGCCUGCUAGCCCAGGCACCCGACACGCGUGCCCCUGCAUGCCUCCGACUCGGCCCAUAAACGACACUCAAAGUAAACCAGCUGCACCCAUCAAAAUAAGGAUCAAUCUCACCACAAGCUUCAAUCAAACACCCGUCAAUGUCAGCCCCUGCCGCCUCUGCCGGCGGCGUUCUCGGCGAUCCAACCCCACUGUCUACUACCCUCAUCGAGAACUUAACUGGAGCAAUACAAUCCUUUGCUCCCAUCUCCCGCAUCCACCAACACCUCUGUGCUGUCCACCUAUACGCCGACGACAUGACCCGCCAAGUCGAAGCCCACCACUUCUGCUCUCACGUCAACGAAGACGUCCGCCAAUGUCUCAUCUUUGACUCGCCGGAACCCGGCGCACGCCUAAUCGGCGUCGAGUAUAUCAUCGCCGAGCCUAUCUUUCUCAACCUCCCCGAUGAGGAGAAGCCGCUUUGGCAUUCGCAUGAGUAUGAGGUAAAGAGUGGAUUAUUAUUCCUCCCCGGCGUCCCUGGGAUCGUCGAGCGUCGGGAUCUCGAGAAGGUUGCCAAGACCUAUGGGAAGACCUUCCAUUUUUGGCAAGUUGAUCGUGGUGAUGAACUUCCUUUGGGAAUACCUAAUCUCAUGAUGGCACUUACUGGAGACGGUCAGCUGCAUAAGGAUCUCGCCCAAGAUGUUGAAAAGAAAUAUGGCGUCUCAUUUGAGAAGGAGAGGGAGAGCAGGGCUUAUAUGAGUGGACCGGAUCAUGGAAUCCAUCCUUUGGCUAAUGGAGCAGGGAAGAGAUGGAAGAUGGAACUGAGGGAGGUGAAUACCCCUCCUUAAGCUUCUGUGUCUUUUUCUGAUUAAGUAACCGUGUAAAAGGCGUGUCAUCGCUCUUAUAUGCUUGGGUUGUCUCUUAUUCUGCUUUAAAAGUGCUUGACAGUGAAUGCUUUCAAACUAUGUUGUUUGAAUAAAAGUCCUGUUCAGGUUUUCAGCAUUUGGAAUGUUUCCUUUGUUCAAUUGUUGCAACUAUGAAAAUGAUUAUCAAUUGGGCUUAUUUGGUUUUGGUGCU